AUGAAAGCCUCCCAACUGUUCGCUCUCUUGGCCCCCACUCUCCUCGGAUUCGUCGCCCUCCACCCCGGCGUCUCGGCUGACAAGAUCCUGGUCGUCAUCGAGGAUGGCGUCGAGCGAUCGAACUAUCAGAUGCUCUGGUCUUCCUUGACCGCCCGGAACCAUCAGCUAUCGUUUCGUGCAGCCAAGGACGCAACGCCUGCCCUGGUCGAGUUCGGGGAGCCUGCAUUCGAUCACCUGGUUCUGUUUUCGCCCACCGCGAAAUCUUCCCCUGCCGACCUUUCGCCCCAAUCACUGGUGGGAUUCCUCGAAUAUGGAGGCAACAUUAUGCUAGCAGGAUCGACGAAAAUCUCGGAAUACUGGCGCGACUUUGGACGAGAGUUCGACGUAGACUUCGACAAUGCGGCGACCUCAGUGAUCGACAACUUCCAUCACCUUGCUCAAGACCCGCUGACAAUCUACACCACACUCGAGCUCAACCCUCUAGUCGAAGACCAAAUCGUCAUCCCUCCCUCAGUGAGAAGCACCAACCUGCCGGUCUUGUUCCGCGGAAUCGGCCAUGCGGUCGGCAAGAACCCCCUGCUCAUGAGCGCCUUGAGGGCCAGCCCUCUGGCUUACAGUGCUGAAGCUAAAAGUAAAGAGAGCGACCCCAACCCGUUUAUCAUCGGCGACGAAAUCGGCCUCAUCAGCGCCUUCCAAACCAAAAAACAAUCCAGGAUAGUCUUCGUCGGCAGUGUAGAUUUCUUCUCAGACGAAUUCAUCAACACCGAGCUCACGCUUCCUGACGGCAAAAAAACAUCGACGGGAAAUCGCAAGGUAAUCGACCAUCUCACAAAAUGGGUAUUCCAGGAAGCCGGGGUACUUCGGAUCGUAUCAGCGACCCAUUCGAAAGUGGGUGGAGAACAAGAGCCGCCUCGAUACCGGGUCAACGACGAAAUUGAGUACAGAGUGGAUGUGCAGAUGUUGCAGAACGGAAGAUGGGGUCCAUGUCCGUUGAAGGACCUCCAACUCGAGUUCACCAUGCUCGACCCCCAUCUGCGAGUGACUAUGACGCCGACCAAAUCAGCCAAAGGAACACAUACCACCUACUCGACUGUCUUUCGAGCCCCCGAUCGACACGGCGUGUUUACCUUCAAGCUCGAUUACCGUCGGAGAACUGGGUACACCCAUCUAGAGAAAGGCAUCCAAGUCUCCGUCACUCCCCUCGAUCACGACCAAUACGAACGAUUCAUCCUGGGCGCUUUCCCCUAUUACUCGGGUACACUUAGCGUCUUGGCUAGCUUCCUCCUAUUCUCUUUCGUCUGGCUCACUCACUUCCCUGGUACGACUGCUCAUAAAAAAACCAAAUGA
Messenger RNA from Puccinia triticina, 1347 nucleotides. RefSeq lists its product as uncharacterized. Gene Ontology annotation, cellular component: oligosaccharyltransferase complex; endoplasmic reticulum membrane. The transcript has 5 exons. The record is from RefSeq and is a predicted model, not a curated record. Bases 1 to 1347 code for a protein of 448 amino acids. Lineage: Eukaryota; Fungi; Basidiomycota; Pucciniomycetes; Pucciniales; Pucciniaceae.